Messenger RNA from Mytilus californianus (California mussel), 1918 nucleotides. RefSeq lists its product as uncharacterized. Lineage: Eukaryota; Metazoa; Mollusca; Bivalvia; Mytilida; Mytilidae. The record is from RefSeq and is a predicted model, not a curated record. The coding region runs from base 470 to 1624 and encodes 384 amino acids. The transcript has 6 exons.
UAUUAUAUAUUGUUGUUUGACUCCAAUGAUUGUAAUUGUGAAUGAUUUUUACUAAUCACACCAAAGUUGCUGAUUUGAUCUAUUCUACAUUAAUUUUGUGAAGGUGUUUGUCAAUAAUAGUGUGGCCAUGAAUGCAGCUGAACAAUUUCUGGUUUGACAGUUCAUAAGGAAUCAAGGAUACAUGACUCCUCCCUCUGGGCAUCAAAAUUGCAGCUAUAGCAAAAAAGUAUAAUUUACUAAGCUUUAAAUUUGUAAAUUAAAUUUCACAUUUAGCUUUCAUUGGAUACAUAUUUUGAUUAUAUCUAUACAGCCCUCCCUAUUAUUAAGAUUAACUACAUGUAUCAGUGGACCAUACAUGAUAUUUAAGAGAUUGAAUUUUAGUUCCUAUACCAUAAUUCGAGAAUUUCUCUCUAAAACACAGUUGUAAAAAAAAUUUGUACCUGAAUAUUAUUUGCAUCACUGUCUUGAUAUGUCGUCUGGAAGCUUCGCUAGUCUCUCAAGUUCUGAAGAUGAUGAUAUUCCUCAAAGUAAAAUCAUUAAUACCAGUACUGCCAGUUUCCAUCUCCAAAUGGAGAACUCAGACUCCGGGUCUGAUGAAGGUUCUAAAACAGUGGAAGAUACAUCUAUACAGGAAAAAGGUCCUUCUGAAAGUCCUCUCCGUAAGAAGCAAAGGAAUGCUCUGUUGGCGCCUCUGGAUUUGUCGACCCCUUCAGUACAGUUUAUGCCUGGAGCAUGUGGUGGACCAGCAGAUAUCGACACACCAACUUCAGUUAUUCGAAGAAGAACUUCAACACCUAUCUCAUUUAACACCAGCACUGCACACAAUUAUGUCAACAUGGAGUCAGUAAAUGAGCUAAUGAAGAAGAUGAUGGAUUCCCAAACAGAAAUUUUGAUGAAGACCUUGACUGAUCAAGGUGAAAAAAUUGAAGAAUUACAUCAAUUGUUACGGAGAAUCGAUUUGCAUGCAGGAACUCAGAGAAAAGGAAAUAAAACAGCCAUCCAUGUUCCUGCACAUAUAAAGCAAGCUGUUCGUGAUGCUUAUAGGCAUAGCACUGCAGAAAACAAUUUAGUCUGGACAUGUAAAACAGCAGCUGGUUCUAUUUUGAAGUAUUCCUCAGGAGAAAACAAAGAGUUGUCUGAGGCUAUAUGUGUCUAUGUCAAAGGACAAUAUCCCACAACAGAAGAAGGUGUUAUUAAAACUGGUAUUGAGACAUAUUUCAAUACCAUAAAACAGAGGAGACAAAUGGAGGAGGAUGGAAAAAAGGCCUCACACAACAGAAAAAUGGUUUUGUAUGGGAGAAAGAACAGGAAGCUUCAAAAUAGAGUAAAGGCCCUUCAAGCCAAGAAACUGCCAGUGUCGGAAGAGGACAAAUUAAUGAAGGCCAUGAAAAUAGAUUUCAUGUCUAGUGAGGACAGCGAUUCUGAAGAUGAAACUCGCCUAAUCACAAGACCUCUGACUUGGCUGUCUAAAGAUUUUAAAUCUUACAUGGAUAAACUAGACAGUAAAUACCAGAGACAGCUCAAUGCACAGGGCAAAAAGCUGAGGUCUAAGAGAGUUGUUGGCAGGCCAUCAGAGAGGCCUUGUCCCAAGAAAUCUCCAGACCUUGCAUGGGUUUUUGCUUAAGGGCAUUUGACAAAAAAAUAAUCUUUAAAUUUUGAAUAGGGCCAAUUCAAAUGUACACUUUUGGAAUUUGCAAAGAAAAAAAUACCUUCAUGAUUUACUUUAGAAUUAUAGUUUACAUGUUUUAUAUAAAGAUUACCGGUAGAUCAGUUUAAGGGGAACCUCUGAAAAUAAGUCAAACGGAAUAUUAUGGUUUAUUGAAUUUGACUUUGAUUAUUUUUUUAAGUAUACAAGAUAAAUUAUUGCUAUUUAAUUUCAACAUUUGCAUUUUACUAUCAAAAUUAUUUACAGGUGCAA